AUGGCCAGUGCCCCAAGGAAGGUGUUAAUGCUGCAUGGGAAAGUACCAACCAGAGUUCACCAGCGAUACGCGCAGAAUGCAACUAUAUUCAGUAAACGCCUCGGGGCCUUGAGAAAAUCGGUGGGGGAAGAUAUUGAAAUGGUAUUCGUCAACGGGCCAAUCGUCCUACAUCCUGUUGAUAUCGACGGCACCUCGUCUACAGCUUCAUUGGCAGCUCUCGGAGCUUCUGACACGACAUCCUCUGAUCUUUCAACUGCACCCCGAGGUUGGUGUAAAUUAAACCCAGAGAGAACAGUCACAUACAGGAUGGAAGAAUCUCUACUCCUUUUCAGAGAUAUUCUUCAGCGUGAUCGAUAUGAUGGUGUGUUCGGUUUCAGUCAAGGGGCAGCUAUGGCUGCGCUGCUUGCCGCCCUCUUAGAGCGGCCUCACUUGUAUCCUCCGUUUCUUGUCGACGGAGAGGCUCCUCACCCGCCUUUCAAAUUCUGUGUUGCCGUCUCAGGCUUCAAGGCACCCGGGUCUCUCAGUGCAGAAAUUUUUGGGACGUCGUAUUCCACUCCCACCUUGCACGUUCUCGGGAGAACCGAUGUCGUUGUCAUCGAGGAGCGGACAAAAGAUCUGAUUGACCUUUCACAUAAUAAGAGAGUGGAGGAACACCAGGGCGGCCAUUUCGUGCCCUCGGGGGCGAACUGGAAGGAAUUCUUCCGCAAUUACUUGGUUGAUCCUCUUGGAGUGAUUACUUCCACAGAAUUGAUAUCUGCCUCUCAAGAGGCCUCCGGUGACUUGUUACUCCGACGUCUCAAACCAAUACCUCGACUUGUAAUAGAGUUAUGUGUUAUACCUCCUACAGGCCCAAAACACCGGCUCCCGAGACUGGGCAUGAGAACUCCCCCCAUAAUGACUCGUCUUUCUUCCUCUUCAUCAGGAAAACAAGUUAAAUUUGCAUAAUUCUAUAUAAUUGUUGGUCUUUGGAGACUUGAAAAUAGCUAAGGACAAGAAUGUACGACAUGAUUACCACAAAACAGACUCACA
Messenger RNA from Suillus paluster, 1029 nucleotides. Its product is annotated as serine hydrolase-domain-containing protein. The transcript has 10 exons. The record is from RefSeq and is a predicted model, not a curated record. Gene Ontology annotation, cellular component: nucleus; cytoplasm. Lineage: Eukaryota; Fungi; Basidiomycota; Agaricomycetes; Boletales; Suillaceae. The coding region runs from base 1 to 945 and encodes 314 amino acids.